Molecule: messenger RNA, 943 nt
Organism: Monopterus albus (swamp eel)
Lineage: Eukaryota; Metazoa; Chordata; Actinopteri; Synbranchiformes; Synbranchidae
Product: putative RNA exonuclease NEF-sp
Exons: 5
Coding region: 314-943 (209 amino acids)
Source: RefSeq, a predicted model, not a curated record
UUUCUUAUCAAAACAAGAUCACUUAAAUACAUUAUUAACACGGACAACGCAUGAAAACAUAUGUUGACCAUGUCUCAGUUUGAUCUGUGAAGCUUAAUUUUAUCAGGUCAAACAAUAAAAGCAACGCAAUUAGCAUGUAACGACUGAAAGACAUGACAAAUGUGACUAGUGGAGCUUAUAUCUAAAGUUACAAACCGGAAGCAGUGCUAGUAUUUUUCUUUGACUUUGCACAUUUAGCCAUGUGUUUUUAGUCUUUUGCAGUGGUGAAAGAUGUGAAUGUGGAACCUAACACGGUAGAAACAUCAGCUUGAACAUGGAGCCUUCGUUGUCCACAGCAACAUGCAACAGAAAGAAGAAAAGGAGCUUUGAUCCCACAGAACAUAAGAAGGCCAAGAGAUUAAAAACAGAGCAAGGAGGAGGGGAGGCAGAGGAGUGUGCACGUCUUCCCCGCUCACCGAGGAUUUCUGUGCUGCUCGACCACCUCCAACAACCAAUUACACUGAGUGAGCUGACAGAGCUGCUGCAUUAUGCUGCUCUGGGGAAAACAGGUGGCAUCAAACAGCCCAGUUGGUGUCGUCUUCACCAUCAGAGGAAAAUUAAAGGUGUGAACAUUGUGAUCGUGGAGGGCUUGACCCAGAAUCACUUUUACAAACACUACCUCACCCUGCAACACCUCAGGACCAACUACACCACUAGAGUUACCUUCACUCCAUCAUCUGAUAAUAUGGUGUCUGCAAUCUUUACCAGUGAAGUUCCCAAACUGGACCAUCUCUCACUUUCCCAGAUACACAAGGAAAGCAGUGAAUUGCACAGUGCACUGAGGAGUCACCCAGUAAUCACCAGGUUUGGGACACAGAGAAGAGGACUGACAGCGUAUGUUCUCACCCAAGAAGAGAUGAUCAAGAGACACUUUCCUGUCAAAGGCGAGUUUCCUUCUAACUAG